AUGCCUAGAGAAAUCAUCACCGUGCAAGCUGGGCAGUGCGGUAAUAGCAUCGGUAGCCAAUUUUGGCAACAGCUCUGCCAGGAACAUGGCAUAAGCCAAGAUGGAAAUUUGGAGGAGUUCGCGACCGAGGGCGGGGAUCGAAAGGAUGUAUUCUUCUACCAGUCUGAUGACACGCGAUAUAUUCCCCGGGCGAUAUUAAUAGAUUUGGAGCCCCGUGUCCUUAAUGGCAUUCAAACCGGACCGUACAAGAACAUAUACAACCCGGAAAAUUUCUUUGUGGGAAAUAACGGAGCAGGGGCUGCAAACAACUGGGGGGAUGGCUAUCAGACUGGAGAGGUGGUCCAUGAGGAAAUUAUGGAAAUGAUCGAUCGAGAAGCAGAUGGCAGUGAUUCUCUAGAGGGCUUUAUGAUGCUCCACUCUAUAGCCGGAGGGACCGGAUCUGGUCUGGGCUCCUUCCUCCUCGAAAGACUUAAUGACCGAUUUCCGAAGAAAAUUAUCCAAACAUACUCGGUUUUCCCAGACACAACGAACUCAGGGGAUGUCGUCGUUCAUCCUUAUAACAGCUUGCUAUCCAUGCGAAGGUUGACACAAAACGCGGACUCUGUGGUAGUGCUGGAUAAUGGAGCUUUGUCUCGAAUCGCGGCCGACCGGUUACAUGUCCAGGCACCAUCAUUCCAACAAACCAACCAACUAGUAUCUACAGUAAUGUCAGCUAGUACAACUACUCUUCGAUAUCCCGGCUACAUGAACAACGACCUGGUUAGCAUUCUUGCUUCGCUCAUUCCAACUCCUCGAUGCCACUUCCUCAUGACAUCCUACACACCGUUUACAGGGGACAGUGUUGAGCAAGCGAAGACUGUUCGUAAGACGACUGUCCUAGAUGUGAUGCGUCGCCUUCUUCAACCGAAAAAUCGGAUGGUAUCCACCAUUCCUGGAAAGAAAAGCUGCUACAUCUCAAUUUUAAAUGUGAUUCAAGGAGAUGUAGACCAUACAGAUGUUCAUAAGAGCCUGCUCCGAAUUAGAGAGCGGAAACUUGCAACGUUCAUUCCUUGGGGUCCAGCAAGUAUCCAGGUGGCAUUAACCAAAAAGAGUCCUUAUAUCCCAAUGAACCAUAGAGUUAGUGGUCUUAUGUUGGCAAAUCAUACCAGCAUAGCUACGCUUUUCAAGCGGAUUGUUGGAAAAUAUAAUACUAUGCGAAAACACAAUGCAUUUAUAGAAGGCUACAAGAAAACUGCCCCAUUUUCCGAUAACCUCAAUGAAUUCGAUGAGGCGAAAGAAGUUGUGACGGAUCUGAUUGCAGAAUACGAGGCUGCGGAGGAAGCUGAUUAUAUGAAUCCUGAUGCCGCUGCAUCAGCACCGGCCGGAGAGACAGGAGACAAAAGGGCGCCAUGA
Molecule: messenger RNA, 1392 nt
Organism: Venustampulla echinocandica
Lineage: Eukaryota; Fungi; Ascomycota; Leotiomycetes; Helotiales; Pleuroascaceae
Product: Tubulin gamma chain
Exons: 7
Coding region: 1-1392 (463 amino acids)
Biological process (GO): cytoplasmic microtubule organization; mitotic sister chromatid segregation; microtubule nucleation
Cellular component (GO): microtubule; spindle; centrosome
Molecular function (GO): GTP binding; structural constituent of cytoskeleton
Source: RefSeq, a predicted model, not a curated record